Cavia porcellus (domestic guinea pig) is the source of this 2526-nucleotide messenger RNA. It is a transcript of the gene Cxcl9, whose product is annotated as C-X-C motif chemokine ligand 9. Bases 22 to 474 code for a protein of 150 amino acids. Gene Ontology annotation, biological process: immune response; chemotaxis; defense response. Lineage: Eukaryota; Metazoa; Chordata; Mammalia; Rodentia; Caviidae. Gene Ontology annotation, cellular component: extracellular region. Gene Ontology annotation, molecular function: chemokine activity. The transcript is spliced from 4 exons. The record is from RefSeq and is a predicted model, not a curated record.
CAAAUAAAUAUCCCCCGGAGCAUGUUCUCUGAAGAUUUUCUCAGGCUUGAAAUUCAACAUAGGAGUGACUUUGCAGAACUUCCUUCUGCAACAAUGAAGGGACAUAGUGUUUCUUUCUUCUUGGGCAUCAUCUUCCUGGUUCUAUUUGAAGUUCAAGGCACCCCAGUAAUGAGGAAAGGACGAUGUUACUGCAUCAACUCCAGUGAUGAUGUAAUCUCUCUCAAAUCCUUAAAAGACCUUAAACAGUUUGUCCCAUCUCCUUCGUGUGAGAAAACAGAAAUCAUUGCUACAAAGAGGAAUGGGGAUCAAACAUGUCUAAAUCCAGAUUCAACAAAAGUAAAGAAACUGAUUAAACAGUGGGAGAAGAAGGUCACCCAAAAGAAAAAGCAAAAGAAAGCGAAAAAAUAUCAGAAAAACAAGAAAAUCAUAAAAGUUAAAAGAUCCAAAGCUCCUUGUCAAGAGAAGAACACAUAAAAACCCACCUUGCCAACAAGUACCUUGUGUUAAAAUUUGUUUUUAAUUAUAUCAAAAUAAUUCUAAGAAGUAAUGGCCUUUAGUAACACGGGCCUGUUAAUUUGACUAGAAAAUGUAAAGUACUAUUAUGAAAUUGUAACCAAAACUGAAAAGUUGAUUUUAAAAUACAGAAUUAAGAAUUGUUAGAGGCAAUAGCUGUUUGUGCUUUUUACCACUAACCAACUGAAUUUCAUCACAUGCUUAGUAAUAACUACAUCUGGACAAGUGGCCACACAGACACAUCCCACACAACAGCUGCCAGCUUCCAGGCCUCAGCCUGCAUCCUCCAGAGAGUACUGUGAGGUCUCUGUUAUUGAGUCCCCACCUGUCCACAUACUAGUAAGCCAAGCAGCUUGGAACUGAGCUGGACCUCGCCCAGCUGCAAUGGCUGUCAGAGUCUGCAGACCUCAUACAUGAGGUGUCUGAGGGAUCACGCUGAUUGUUCCUAGGGAUCCACCUUUGGACAUCACCAGCAUGUGGCCUUGGGAAACUUCUUUCAGGAUUUUGAGGUGAUGUGGCUCCAUCUUGCCUGCCCUCACUGGCCACACAAUUUCCCCUUGUGUCCUUGUGCUUCACAUAGGCAAGUACUUUCCUUUCUGCCACAAGUCCAUGCCUGUUUCUCUUCCAUUACACAAAUUAUGCUCUCUCAUUUGUGAGACUUAUUUGCCUGACAUUGCCCCUUUUCCCACCCACCAACCCACAAGGAUGUCUUCUCUCCACUAAGUUCCAGUGGAUACAGUCUUCAAGGCUCAGCUCAAGUUGUGCUUAAACCUUUCUGGAGUGCUGAGUGUAGCUUGGGAUGGAGCAUUUGCCUAACAGGCACAGUGCUCUGAGUUUCAUCCCCGGCACUGCAAAUAACUAAAUAAAAUAUUUUUAAAACCUUCUAGAUAGUCAAAUCAUCUUAAAAUUCUCAUUCCCCUUAUGUUUAACACAACAUGAAAGAGCACUUUGUUACCUAAUUAGUGUUUAUUUUCUCUUUCUAAUCAGACAUUCAGUUCCUUGAGUGUAGCAGCCAUAGUUUAUUUCCUUGAAUCUGCCACCAACUCUAAAAAACCAGAACUCAGCUCUAGUAGUUAUACGAGGAGAUUGCAAUCGGAGUUUCUCUUCCCGGCUGCUCUGUAUUGUUUCACCCCUAGUAACCUCUUACUCAUUUUCUGGCCACAGUCACUACAGGGAUCAACGAUGAAGCAACAUUCUUGUAUUGUUAUGACAGGAAGUUAACUUGGCUUCUCUAACAAAUAAGAAGCACAUUUUAGAACACUUUUGGAUAGUCUAGAAAUUUUUAAAUAAAAAUUUCAAGACCUCUGAAAUCAUACAAUCUUAUAAAGAAAAGUGGUGUAAAGGUUAUUCAGUCCAGCCUUUCUCCAUUCACUACAAAAAUUCCUUCAGUACUAUUCCUAACAAGCUUUCUAUGACUAAUAAGAUAGUCACAAAGAUUCUUUUUUUAAAAAAUGGCAGCAAAGCUUAACAUUUAUUAGACAGGAGGAGAAACAUGCUCUGCAAAACGAAUUUGGGGCAGGUAAAAAGUAGGGAAAGAAGUAUGUGCUACAGGGAAGCGUGGGCUAUGGGGGGAGAACACAGAAGCCAAGAUCUUUUGAAAACUCAUUGGGGAAAAAAAAAAAAAAAGAAAACUCAUUGUGGGGCAAAUGUGAAUUGUGAUUAUCAGUUCCCACACCAGCUGUUGAGAAUGAUAAAGUUCCAAGAGCUGGAGGGACAGCAAACUCAGUGGAGGGGUAGUUGGUGCCCAGUUAGAUUAUGUGAACUUGAAAACUUCCUUAGAGAGAUUGGUGAAUUGAGAACAAAAGGAGUUCUUUGACUGAAACUGAAAGCUAUAUUUACUUUCUCAGAUAUUGUUACUGCAGAUGAUUCGGAGGGCUGCCUACUAAUGAUCCUACCCAAACAUCUUUGCCCAUGAAAUUCUUCAAUUCCUUCUAUGUAAUUCUCUGGAAAAAAAAAAACCUUAAAAAGUUCCAUAAUAGGAGAGUCUGUGACCCACUUAUCUUACAUCUCACA